Molecule: messenger RNA, 1061 nt
Organism: Aedes aegypti (yellow fever mosquito)
Lineage: Eukaryota; Metazoa; Arthropoda; Insecta; Diptera; Culicidae
Product: ATP synthase mitochondrial F1 complex assembly factor 1
Exons: 2
Coding region: 128-1000 (290 amino acids)
Biological process (GO): mitochondrial proton-transporting ATP synthase complex assembly
Cellular component (GO): mitochondrion
Source: RefSeq, a predicted model, not a curated record
AAAUAAAAAUCUUGUUUGAUUCCGUAAUCGCACUUUGCACGUUCUGAGUGCCCGGGCUAGUUCAGUGAGAAUAUUUGGAAUAAGUUGUGUUAAAUAGUUGAAAUAUCAUUAUUUACUGCAUUAUUCAAUGGCCUUACUCUGGACACGGCCGGGAAAACAGUGCUUAAGUGUGAUUGCCCAUAACCAACUUCCAGCGGUUGCAAAUUUUCGGUCGUUCAGAAUGACGGCCCGCCAGCGCUCUGAAAAGGUUUUGGAACACAUGAAGGAAUCGAAUCCCUACUUCGAGAAAUACUCACGGAAAAUCGCAGCCGUUCAGCAAAGUUCGCCGGAAGAGUUUUUGGCCAAACUGGAAAAGGUGGAGAAGGAAAGCAGUAAGCCGAAAUUUGGCCCUUCGGAACCGGCCCGUGACUAUUCCGGAUUAUUGAAGCCCAAAGCACCAUUGGCAAAGAAACCGCAGGAUGAUACGGCCCAGAAAAAGUUGGGAGACCUCAUGAAGCUGGACUUGAUUGAGCAACGUAGUCCAGAGGAAAUUCAGCAAAUUUGGCUCCAGUACCACCAGGGAAAGGAAGUUAUCUGUGCAACGGUUCCGCUGGAGAAAUACGACUUGAUGAUGGAACGAGCGAAAAAGUAUCCGAUGUUCAUUUUGCCAAUCCCGAGAAGCCAAGGAUAUGAAUUCAUAAUGUUGCAAUUUUUCGCAAAUACCAUCCAUUUCACUCCGUUGAUCAACUAUCAGGUGCACAAGGAAAACGCCCCCGAGUGUUUGAACAUCACCUUGUAUACAGAGCUACGUGAAAAGGGUCUGGUUCUGAUGCGAGGUGAAUACGAUACCAAAGUCAUCAACGGCCAGGAAGCGCAAUGUUUAGCCAACCAACUUCAAAUGUACUACAGCCAGCAAAGUGAAUCGAAGCUGGGACUGUUGGAAACGUUUACCAACAAACCGGAACAUUUCAAACACAUGGAUGUGAUCGAGGAACUGAACAAUUUAAAGAUUGGCGGUUAACAAUUGCCCUCAACAAAAAGCUAAUAGUAAAACUUUAUUGAAACCUCAAGUGGGUUAUAUA